Messenger RNA from Lingula anatina, 514 nucleotides. Its product is annotated as angiopoietin-4-like. The record is from RefSeq and is a predicted model, not a curated record. NCBI's taxonomy places the organism in Eukaryota, Metazoa, Brachiopoda, Lingulata, Lingulida, Lingulidae.
GACGCAGAACAGUAGUGUUGAGUGUGCCAAUCUCUGUGAGAAAAAUACCCAGUGCAAGUCUUUUAACAUGAGAUUGGACGAUAUGACAUGUGAAUUGAAUACAGGUACAGAGUUCGACACUAGUUCCACAUCUCUUGUUGAUGAUACUGAAAGCACGUACUACAUGAAGAUUCCAAAGGACUGUGCCGAUUACAACUUGGAUGGUGGUGUGUUUUGGAUUCACGUUCAUUCCAUGAGAAAGGCAAUCCAAGUUUAUUGUGAACGGGGAUGGACGGUUCUUAUGCGAAGGACUGGUCCGGAAUUAGACUUCAACAGGUCGUGGGAAGCUUAUAAAAACGGGUUUGGUAACAUUGCCAGCGACCACUGGCUGGGAUUGGAAGCGUUUCAUCGUCUUACCAAUCAAGGGGACUACUCCUUAAUGAUCGAAGUCAGGGACAUGCUGACCGACUCUUACUUUUGGAACAUCCAUGAACGUUUCCUUAUUGGUUCAGAAGGCGAUCAAUACCUUUUAAAG